This is a messenger RNA of Bactrocera oleae (olive fruit fly), 862 nucleotides long. Its product is annotated as venom allergen-1. Lineage: Eukaryota; Metazoa; Arthropoda; Insecta; Diptera; Tephritidae. The record is from RefSeq and is a predicted model, not a curated record.
GUGCACAGUCUGUCAUUUAGCUAGCUGCAAGGCGUGCGAACUUUACUAUUUGAACGGUAUUAUUUGCUGAAAUAUUUCAAUGGAAUUGAGGCUCGUGUUCUUCGUCAUUUCCCUGACUGCUGUUCAAAUUGUUUACGCGCAAAAUUAUUGCGACAGAUCCCUUUGUAGUUCCGGAAAUCAUAUCGCAUGCAAUAAUAAUGGGAGAUUCGCAGCGUCCUGCCGAAAUGCCGCCAUGGUAACACUGACACAGGCACAUAAGAAUCUUAUCGUCAGGCUGCACAACACAAAGCGAAACACAGUGGCGAGUGGUAGGACGAAAUUGAGGCCGGCCUGUCGCAUGAGCACUAUGCAAUGGGACGAUGAAUUGGCCCGAAUGGCAGCGUUCAAUGUUAAACAAUGCCAAAUGAGGCAUGACUCGUGCCGCAACACCCAGACCUUUAAGUAUUCGGGUCAGAAUUUGGCUAGGUCCAGUUACAAUGGCACUCCGAAUAUACGGAAUUUGUUACAAACCUUGAUCAAUAUGUGGUAUAAUGAAAUUAAGGACACAACUAUGGCGUACAUCAAUAGAUAUCCAAACAAUUAUAGCGGGCCCACAAUUGGUCAUUUUACGGUUAUGGUUGGGCAAGCGAACACUCGUGUGGGUUGUGCGGUUAGUACCUAUUCAGUGGCGGGUCGGUCAGGUAGGACGUUUCUUUUGGCCUGUAACUAUGCGACUACCAACAUGAUCGGUCAAGCGAUGUAUAGGACGUGUUCAACUGCGGCUUCUGGUUGUAGGACGGGUAGAAAUACAGCCUUUCCUAGUCUUUGUUCGAGAUCCGAAGUUUAUUGAUUAUAAAAAAAUAUAUAUAUAUAUAUUUGUAUG